Penicillium alfredii is the source of this 3087-nucleotide messenger RNA. RefSeq lists its product as uncharacterized. The transcript is spliced from 2 exons. Lineage: Eukaryota; Fungi; Ascomycota; Eurotiomycetes; Eurotiales; Aspergillaceae. Gene Ontology annotation, molecular function: RNA binding. Bases 1 to 3087 code for a protein of 1028 amino acids. The record is from RefSeq and is a predicted model, not a curated record.
AUGCUGCAGCCCUUCGAGAUUAGAGACCUACACGGGCCCGAGAAACCCUCGGCAUCUCGUCCUGUUCCUCGCCGGGGGUUGGUGCAGAUAUCUGCCGCCGAUUAUGAUGAUCUAGCAGUAAACCAUCCUCGGGCGAGACUCACUUAUGUGGAUGUGGAUGAAGAGGAUGAUGAGGGCGACACCAUCACCGUCGGUUCGUCUCUCGAGCUUUCUCAGCGCCUUGACGAGCCUGUAGAUGCUGGCACCCGGCUUGGAUCCAUUGAUUUAUCUCUGGAUGAACCGGCUCCGAUGCACAUCUUUGACAUUCGUCGAUCAAACUCGGUGACCGAGCUGUGGAAACGAUUCGAGUAUGGGGAGAAGACACCGCAUCUCGAUGACCUGAAAAACAGUGACCCCGGGGCUGCGACGAAGUUUGCGGUUGAUACUAAGGAAGAAGAUGGCCCCGCACCGGCUAAUGUAUCUGCUACUGCCGCUCCCGGAGAUGACUCUCAGCCCCUUCUAGCAGCAUUUGAGGCCGAGUUAGCCGGUAUCUUAGAUGCUGCUGAGCCUUCGGAACACAGAGCACCACGGCCGGAAUCGCCACCAGUGGUCGAACCAUCAAUGAGAACCCCCCACCCCAUUGAGGCUCUUGCUGCCCAGGUCCUGCACCAUCUGGUCAAUGGGGCCAGCUUGGUCCAAUCUGAGUUGAGCUCGAGGCUGCCAGAAUUGCAGCGCCAACUGCACCAUGUCCAACGAUCCGUCCCUGAGAAUGUGGGUAUGUCUCUGCAAACAUUGCUUGCCACUCUCGAGGCUCAUAUAAGAACCGCUCUUCACAAUCUUCCCGAUAAUGGAAGACAAUUUGCGGAAGAGGCGAUAAAUGCAGGAAGGCCCGUUGCUGAGAACGCUGCGGACAAUUUUCGCGUGAUGGCAUCUGAGUUAAACGAAGUAGGCCGAACGUUAUUUGCUGCAUUCGAAAGCGAGUUUGGGCGAUCUGCGUCAAGUGGAUCCGCUACGGCCUCAUCAGGACCUAACACAAGUCCUCCUGGGCCGGCUCCCGAGGUUACGACAAGUAAUAAUGGUCCUGCAGCAUCAGGCAUGGGAGAAGCACCCACUGUGGCCGUGCCGGCAAGGGAGAACGAACCCAAGGCUUCAGAUCAAUUGAAGCUGCCAAAUCCUGAACCCAGCACUCAGCACCCUAUGUCAUCGAGUUCUGAGAAUGCUGGCCAAAGUGCUCAAAGUCAAACACAUCCCAGCAACAACUUGGGUGCUUCGGGUCAUUCUGGAUUCCCUUAUAACUUCCCUUAUCAUCGUCCUCACUAUAUCCAUUCACAUCCAUCUCAGCCUCCCUUUGCAUCUGCAUGCCCACAGCCAAUGCCUCGCUGGGCUCCUCCCCCAUCCUGGACACCAUUCCAGCCCUAUCCACCGCCAUCUUACCCCAAUACUUUCCAAGCUUACCGACCCCCACCUCCGCCUCCACCACCAUCUUUUGAUCCAUCAGCGCUUUUUGGGUGGCCUCAUCUAGCUCCAGGUCGGCGCUUCCAUGCUUCGCGGCAUCCUACGAACCCCAGCUCACGGAAUACCAAUGAAGCCUCUGCAGCACCAACAGCCAAUGCUCCGUCAAGGAACACCAACACUCAAACUGGUUCAUCUGCAAAUAAGACUUUGUUUAUUGGAAAUGUCGGGUUCAAUGUUACUGAGAAGAUGAUUCAGGAAGUCUUUGCUUCCAAGGGGUUCAUUGUCAAGGUGGAUCUCCCCUUGGACGCUGCAUCAGGCAAGCAUGCAGGCUUUGGUUAUCUUCAUUUCCCUUCGAUUCAUCCAGCUAUGGCAGCAAUGGAAGCACUGCAGGGUGCUCACAUUGAUGGUCAUUCGAUCAACAUCGAAUUCAGUGACCAUUCCCCGAUUGAAAGCAUACAAACCUCGCAAAGCUCACAAAAUAAUGGCAGCUCGAGCGUUGGCGGAACCCAGCAGAGCAUUUCACUCAACGGGUCCGACAAGACCGGUAUUGCCACCACUCGCCAGGGACCUACACCAGGGAACCAAAGCUCCUCCAUCUCGGCUGGGGCGGAACAACCUUCCUCGAAUGGGCACAUCUCUCAACAAGAGCACAGUAGUUCCAAUGGACGUAGAAAGUCCGUUACUUUCCAGGAGCCCAAUUCGACCGCAACUACUACGAAGGUUGAAGGUAGGGAUGCGAGCGUUAAGCCUGGCAAUGCACAGACUGGUUCAACUGCAUUGCUUGACUCGAUCACGGAUGAUCCUGCAUUUGCCGCGCGCUUUCCCUCCCUCCUGCCCAGCGACAGCCCGCAGCGCCAUGCCACUGGUUCCGGACAAGAAAAGCCUGCGGGUCUGAGUCCAGAAUUAGAGAUGGCUCGAUUUCCGCCCGUGUCUCAAUUGGAAGCCCAGCUCCUUGCCCAACGACAGGGCCGUGCAACUGGACCUGAGGCAGCAAAUGAGCAAGAGCAAUAUCACGAAAGAUCUUCCAUCCACAGUAUUCCUUCGCAUCCAGCCCCGCAAGCUUUCCCUCAAAGAUCUCGAACUGUCUCCGGUGCGCAUGGAGUGCAUGAUCUAGAGCAUCGCCCGGGUGUUUCGCGAUCGAUCAACUACGGCAGGCAACAUUCUAAAGGCGACGCCGGACAUGGUCUUCGUCGUGCAAAUACCAUGGUGUUUGCGCGCCCAGGAGUCAAUCAGCCCGGCUCCUUUGACCGUCUGCCUUCGGAGGAUUCUCACGGGACGAGGUUGAGGCGCCGAGCAAGUGAACGUCACUGCCUUCGGCCACAUCACGCUUCGGAAACGGAUACUUGGGCGCGACUAGACCGAAGAGAGCGCACUCGCAAUUUACAUCCUGAGAGAAUUCCCGGGAGUUUCCCGGGUGGGGAAACCUCCCAAAAUCAGGCUCCUAUCUCGCAUGGUGUCUGCAACAGUAAGAAGCAAGAGGAUAAGAUGGAUAGUUGUGUCUCUGCCCUGGUUGGCAUGGGAUACGGAACCGAACGGGACGGUGGGCACUCCAGGAUGGCAGUGUAUGCGGCCGCAGCGGAUGGAAGUCUCCCGGAUGCUAUUGAGAUGAUUGAAGAUGAAAGAAAGGUGUAUGCGAGACAUGGUCGGCAGUGA